Molecule: messenger RNA, 2560 nt
Organism: Juglans regia (Persian walnut)
Lineage: Eukaryota; Viridiplantae; Streptophyta; Magnoliopsida; Fagales; Juglandaceae
Product: ethylene-responsive transcription factor ERF054-like
Exons: 1
Coding region: 561-1919 (452 amino acids)
Biological process (GO): regulation of DNA-templated transcription
Molecular function (GO): DNA-binding transcription factor activity; DNA binding
Source: RefSeq, a predicted model, not a curated record
UCUCCUAUAAACCCCCUCCUCCCCUGUCUAUCUUCUACCUCUCGCAAUACAAAAACUUGUGUAGCUCCCCUGCUUUCGCUUCCUUAUUUGGCUCCAAAGUCUCCCAUUUUAACACCUUUAGAAUCUGAAAAACAGCAGCGCCCAACUGGGAUUUCCCUCUUUCUUUCUUUACAGAGAGCUCGCUCUCUCGUCUCUGCUUUCUUGCUCCGUAUCCAGAGUUUUGGGAUGGGUUCCUUGCACGUAAACGCUUCUGGGUAUCCGAUUCUGUUUUUGGUCCAAUCGGAUUAGCUUUUGAAAUCUAACCCAGAUUCGAAUAUCGGUAUUUUUUUUUUAUUCUUUGACCAGAUUUUGGAUUCGGUGUUCGUAAUUUUUGUAUUUGGGGGUAUAUCUUUUCGUUUGUUCUGAUAUCUAUAUUAGCUUUUUUGACCCAUCUCGAAUUCUCUUCAAUCACUGAGUUCAAAGAAUUGUCUCCUGGUUUUACUUGUUGGAACCUUGAGAGGGAGAGAGAGCCGGGCAGAGCGAUAUCUUCUGUUUUGGAUUUUCCUUGUUUUUGGUAUCCGAUGGCUGCUGGGAAUCAUGGCAAAUCCAAGUUGGGUGUUGAUGAAUCACUGAGAAUAAGCCAAGAUUGGGAGAUUGACAACGGCAAGGGACCUGAGUUUAGCUCCGAGAGGCGGCGUUGGAAGUCAGUUUUUGAUGAAGCUUCCAUGUCGAGUAGGCCUCUCAAGAAGAUCCGAAGCCCUGAACGUCACAACCCCAUUCAUUCCUCUGCUUCUUUAGCUCACCAACCUCAUCCAUUCUCCAUUCCCAGCUCAACUUCCUCUGUAACUCUUUGUCCUCCUCCCCCUCCUUCAAGACUUGCGUUUCCUUUUGCAUAUGAUGGAUCUCAACAAUCCUUUCACUUUCCCCACCAAUUUAGAACCACAGCUUUGCCGAUGUACCGCCCACCUCCGCUGCAACCACUACAAAAUCAGCAGGAGAUGAUUUCUUUCGCUUCGAAACAACAUCAUAGCGUCGCUUAUCCGCAGUUCUUGGGCGGAGACGUGGCGCUGAUGCAUCUCCAGCAACAGCAGCAGAUUCUUCAAUAUUGGAGUGAUGCACUGAAUUUAAGUCCCAGAGGAAGGAUGAUGAUGAUGAAUAGGUUGGGGCCGGACGGUAGGCCUUUGUUUCGUCCUCCGGUGCAGCCCCUACAUACUACCAAGCUUUACAGGGGAGUGAGGCAACGGCAUUGGGGCAAAUGGGUAGCUGAAAUCCGUCUCCCUCGCAAUAGGACUCGCCUUUGGCUAGGCACAUUCGACACAGCCGAAGAUGCUGCCAUGGCAUAUGAUCGUGAGGCCUUCAAGUUGAGAGGAGAGAAUGCUAAGCUCAAUUUCCCAGAGCUUUUUCUCAAUAAGGACAAAGCAGCGUCCACAGCUCCUAGUUCCACUACAUCUUCUCCCCCGACUCCCAAUGAAAGUUCAAGGUCAAGUCGGUACUCGAAGCAACCUAAACAAGCUCCAAAAAGCCUUGAUUUGCAGGCUUUAGAUAUGGAGAUAAGGCCACCAACACCACCACAGCCACAGACAGUAGAAGAUAACGCCCAUUCAGGAUUGGGGUCAAGUGAGGAAGCUCAGGCAAUUUCCGCAGGUGCUGAUGUAGGGGAAGGUGUUUCACAGUCACGGGAACUGGUUUGGGGAGACAUGCAAGAGGCAUGGUUCAAUGCAAUUGCAGCAGAAGGUUGGGGGCCGGGUAGUCCUGUGUGGGAUGAUUUGGACACCAACAAUAAUUUUCUGCUGCAGACUCAAAUUCCCUUUGCUAUUCCAAAUCACCUGGAAUUCAAUGACUGUGAUCUUCAGAGUCAGCAAGAGACCUUAGCCUCCGCCUCCUCCUCCUCCUCCUCAUCUUGUCCCAUGAAACCCUUCUUUUGGAAGGAUCAAGAUUGAAAGAUCAUUCCCAAACCUGUGCGCAACCUUUCCUUUUUCUCUGUAGGAUCAAUAAGAAGGCUUUGAAAGGCCUGCAAAAUCCUUGUACUCUUUAUAAUAUGCAUCUUAGGAUAGUCUAGCCUGAAUUCCCACCUUUUCCUCACCCUGGUUGCUCAUUUAUCACAAAACAACCAGUGAUUCCCAUUUGGAAGUUGAUAACUUUCUUAGGAUCUUCGAAGUUUCAAAGUUCAAACCAUCGUUAGCUUUGAGUUCUGAACUCAAUACACAUCCACACUACCCCCCAUUAAAGGUUCGAUUCUCCUCCACUCCAUCUACUGCAAAAGGCUGAAUAUUUUUCCAGGCCUUUCAGCAGUGGCAGUACAGAUCAUUCCUUAGGAAUCGUUGAGCAGUGACGUUUUAGCUUUUUAUGUUUGUUAAGGUUAUGCAGUGGUUGUCGUUAAUUAUCAAAGUGCUGGACCAGCACAGAAGCAGACGGUUUUGUGAUCUCCUUCAGUUGGUCCCCUUAAAUCAGUAGCUUUGUUUCCAUCGUAGAUUGUGUAGUACUUCUUUCUAAUCUUACCAUUGUAAUGUUAAAUAUCCCUUUUUUUCUUUUCCUUCAACAAUAGUUAUAAUUACAGAUCAAGUAAUUUGCAUCAUUCUCA